AUGAUGUUAUCAAGAUUAUUAUUAUCAACUUCAUCAUCUAUAUUAUCAACUUCAACAACUACUAGAAUAUUGACAAAUAGUUUAUUGGCUGCAAGCAGUAAUACUACUACGUCGACGUCUACAACUACUACAUCAACUUUGACAUCUACUAGAUUAUAUUGUAAUAGUUCAAAAUUAAAAGAAGUUGGUAGAAUUGAUAUCAUUGGAGAAUUGGAUUCUGAUGAUGAAGAUGGAGAAUCAUUUGAAGAAAAGUUUGAAGAACAACGUGGUGAUAUGAUCAGAGCCUAUGAACAGGCAUCUGGCAAAAAGGUGUAUGCUGCUGAAGAACGUUCUCAUACUCACACAACCGAGAGUUAUCGUGCAGAAUUUGAAUCAAAGCUUACACCAGGAUCGAAACUAGCUGAUGUCGAGACGGUCGUUGCAGGUCGUAUCGUAUCUGUUCGUACUGCCAGUACCAAACUAUCGUUUAUUGAUAUCAUGACAAAUGGACAUUCCCUACAAAUCAUGGCCGAUCUCAAACAUUAUGCAAACAAGGAUCAAUUUCAACCAAUCGUUGAAACUUUAAGAAGAGGUGAUAUUAUUGAGAUAAGGGGUGUACCAAGUAAAACAAAAGUUGGAGAAUUAUCAAUUAUACCAAAAGAGAUUACAUUGUUGACACCAUGUUUAAAACCAAUUCCAUUGCGGUUGAUCAAUAAGGAUACAAGAUAUAGAAAGAGACAUUUGGAUUUCUUGGUCAAUGGACACAAGAUUAGAGACGCGUUUAUUGUUCGGUCGAGGAUGAUAUCGUUCCUCCGAAACUACUUGGUGGAACGUGGGUUUUUAGAGGUGGAUACGCCAGUGUUGUCGACGAAUGUGGGCGGUGCUAUGGCCAAGCCAUUCCGAACACACAGCAAUGCACUCGACCUCGACCUUUUCUUGCGUAUCUCACCCGAGCUCUAUCUCAAACAACUCGUGAUAUCUGGCUUUGACAGGGUGUUUGAAAUUGGCAAGCAGUUCCGUAACGAGGGUGUCGAUCUGACACACAACCCUGAAUUCACAACAUGCGAACUGUACCAAGCGUACGGCGACUACCACACAAUGAUGGCACUCACCGAAGACCUCAUCUCCAAAAUGGUCUAUGACAUUACCGGCAGUUAUCGUGUACCACUGCCAGCAGACAAUGACAUUGAAAUCGACUUUACACCUCCAUUCCGUAGAUUACACUUUAUCCCAAAGAUUGAAGAACUCAGUGGCGAGAAACUACCAGAAGACCUCAUGUCCUACGACAACCUCCCUCAUCUCUUACGUAUCUGUCAGAAACAUCAUGUACGUGUAUCCGAGCCACACACACCCACUCGUAUCCUCGAUGCACUCGCAUCACACUAUCUCGAACCACUCUGUGUCCAACCCACCUUUAUCGUCGACCAUCCCCGUGCCAUGUCUCCCCUUGCCAAACUACAUCGUGACAACUCUCAAUGGACUGAACGAUUCGAAAUGUUUGUUGGCGGUAAAGAGUUGGUCAAUGCCUACUCUGAACUCAACGAUCCAACCGAUCAACGCGACCGUUUCAUCCAACAAUCCAAAGACCGUCUUACAGGUGACGACGAAGCUCAAAUCUACGAUGAAGGUUACUGCAACGCCCUCGACUAUGGUCUACCACCAACUGGUGGAUGGGGUCUAGGUAUCGAUCGUCUGGUCAUGCUUCUAACCAAUAAUGUCUCUAUCCGUGAUGUUAUCUUUUUCCCAACAAUGAAACCAAAAUCAACGCCACUUCCAAACAAAUAA
This is a messenger RNA of Cavenderia fasciculata, 1764 nucleotides long. RefSeq names its product leucyl-tRNA synthetase (gene mlysS). Gene Ontology annotation, biological process: lysyl-tRNA aminoacylation. The record is from RefSeq and is a predicted model, not a curated record. Gene Ontology annotation, molecular function: lysine-tRNA ligase activity; tRNA binding; ATP binding. Gene Ontology annotation, cellular component: cytosol; cytoplasm. NCBI's taxonomy places the organism in Eukaryota, Evosea, Eumycetozoa, Acytosteliales, Cavenderiaceae. The transcript has 2 exons. The coding region runs from base 1 to 1764 and encodes 587 amino acids.